Messenger RNA from Komagataella phaffii GS115, 2805 nucleotides. RefSeq lists its product as hypothetical. Lineage: Eukaryota; Fungi; Ascomycota; Pichiomycetes; Pichiales; Pichiaceae. Gene Ontology annotation, molecular function: protein binding; protein-containing complex binding. The transcript has a single exon. The record is from RefSeq and is a predicted model, not a curated record. Bases 1 to 2805 code for a protein of 934 amino acids.
AUGGAGUACAAUUUCCAUUUGCCUUUACGGCCAUCUCCCUUGUCUCAGCCGGAGCACCAUCACUUCUUCUAUGUUUCAAAUCAUGGAAGAUUAGAUAAGGAUAAACAAGAGGCGAAGGACAAGAGGCGAAAGAUUAGUCAACACAAUACUACGGUGAAUGAAAACUAUUCAGAUAAACAGCAACAGCCAGUUAUUGAUGACGCUGUGCCUCCAGAACUCACUGCCGUGUUAUCUAGUUUCUCACUAUUUAAGACAGCACCAACCUCAUUCUUCAAAGAUUUAACAAAAAAGCUACGACUUGUCCAAUACCACCCACAAGAAUACAUUGUUAGGGAGAAAGAAACUGCGAAGGCCAUGUAUUGGAUUUUAAGAGGAAGUGUAGGUGUAGUUUCCAUGGAUGGUGAGUCCAUCUAUGCGGAGCUUGCCGCUGGUAGUUUCUUCGGCGAAAUUGGAAUUCUUUUCCACCGCCCUAGAACUGCUACAGUUGUUGCUCGUACAAAAGUUCUUCUAGGGAUUUUAACAAAAGAUGCUCUCUAUCAAGUUCUUCCAGGAUAUCCCCAAAUUGAACGGAUUAUUAGGGAUGAAGCUCAAGAACGAUUGGCGGUGCAGGAAAAGAAGAAAAGAGCUGGCGUCAGGUCAUUCACCACUUCCAUUACCCCUGCAGUAUUUCCCAGCAUCUCUGGAGUUAUGGCUUCUGAUAACGCUCUUGAUAAUUCCCCAAUACCAGGGCCAAAUCUUCCUCCUUUGAGAUCUAUCCUAAACACGGAAAGAUCCUUAGCAGAAGGUCAUUUGGAUCUAGUAGAUCGCUCUUUUUCCAUUCAAAGGUUUUUAAAACAUCUUCCUGUUUUUGAUAAUCUUCCUUCUGAUAUUAUUCAUGAUUUGGCUCUUGCUGUGGAGUUGAAAAAAAUUGAAGCUAUGAAUUUUGUUUUUAAAAAACAUGACACAGGUUGCGACAUCUACUUCAUAAUCAGCGGAGAGGUAGAAGUUCUGGAUUCUAAGUUUGACAGAGUCCUUGCCAGGCUUUCUACUCCGAGUUAUUUUGGAGAAAUGAGUUUUCUCAGCCUGAAUGAUAGCAAUAGCCCCAACUUACAACCAACUAGAAGUGCAGAUAUACGGGCCAUUUCAAACACACAAUUACUUGUAGUGCCAGGAACAAAGUUAACACAAAUAAUAGAAAAUUAUCCUAGUAUCAAAGAGGAAAUGCAAAGAACAGCUCGAGAGAGGAAGAUCAGAAACUAUUCCAUUACAGCAGGAUCUCCACUUGAACAUUUGGUCAAGGAAGCAAAAACAGGCAAACUAUCAGAAAUCCUAAAUAAUUCUUACGAUGAUGAUCGAGAUGAUGUUUUACCUAUUCUGCAACCCGUAUUCAAGAAAAAUUUUGGUUGGAAUGAGUGGAAUGAUGGCAAAAGUAACAGAAAAACGCCUUCUCCAUCAAGGUCUCCAUCCCCUGGGGGGAUGCUGUUAUCACCUUCACCAAGAGCCAUUUCUCCUAAUACAAGUGUUCAGUAUCCAGUUGCGGACUACAAUACCCCAAGAAUGAAUCCAGUUUUACCAUCAAUCAACACGUUCCGAUCGCACAAGACUCCUACAUUUCAAUACACCCCACAUGCUCAUAGAAUGAGAUUGAACUCCGUCAAUGCAGGAAGGAGACACAGUGUCAUCAAUUCCAAUAUGGGACCAUUUCCAGAAAGCAUUCUUUUGUUUAUCAUGGACCUGAUGCCUUUGGAUGAACUGAUGAAAUGCGCCUCCGUCUGUGUUAAAUGGAAGCAACUUUCAUAUCUAAGUGACAAACUCUGUCGUGUUUUGGAUUUGACUCCUUGGAACACUUUGAUGGAUGACGAGAUAUUAGCUAAGAUUACAAAGUUUGUUGGGUCAAGACCCACGCACAUCGACAUUUCAAAUUGCUAUCACAUCACAGACGAAGGGUUCUCUAACCUAAUCAACGAAGUGGGAAUAAGAGGAUCAAUAACGACAUUAAACAUGAAGAACUGUUGGAACAUUAGUGCGAUGGCAAUCAUGGAUCUAACUGUGCCAAGUGUUGGACACAACCUCACUAGCAUCGAUCUUUCAAAUUGCCGUAAAGUUCGUGAUGUUGUCGUUGAACGAUUAGUUGGACACAAUGGUAGAAAAAACCCUCAAGCCUCAUUAUCCACAUACGCUGAUAAUAGCCCAUCAUUUGGCUGUCCCAAAUUGGAACACUUGAACUUGGGUUAUUGCAAAUAUUUGACAGAUAAGUCAAUGCUACACCUUUCUGAGAAUGCUAGUGACAUAUUAAAGUCUCUGGACCUAACAAGGUGUACCUCUAUCACUGAUAACGGCUUUUCUUUUUGGUCUGAAACUUUGUUCAGCAAGCUAACAACACUGGUGUUGAAAGAUUGCACAUUCCUUACAGACAAUAGCAUAAUUUCUCUUGCAUCAUCGUGCCCAAAUUUGGAGCAACUGGACUUGACUUUUUGCUGCGUGAUUACAGAUGCUUCCCUUUAUGUCAUACAACAGAAUUUUCCAUUGCUAACCGAUCUUAACCUGUCGUUUUGUGGCAGCGCAGUAAGUGACAACUCUUUGAUCGCGUUGUCCAAACUCGAGCAUCUGAGUAAUCUUAAGAUCAAGGGAUGUAUCAGAGUCACCAGGCAAGGAAUAGAUAUGUUGUUGAGCAACUCCCUAAGUAUUAACGACCUGGACAUCUCACAGUGUCCCUACAGUAAUACUUACAUGGGGAAGAAACUAGAACCGUUCAAAAAAUCGGCAGGAAGAUAUGUUUACUUAAAGGUAGCACCAUCAGAUCGCAUUAUCCGGGUCGAAUUGUGA